Chaetomium globosum CBS 148.51 is the source of this 3630-nucleotide messenger RNA. RefSeq lists its product as uncharacterized. The transcript has a single exon. Bases 1 to 3630 code for a protein of 1209 amino acids. The record is from RefSeq and is a predicted model, not a curated record. Lineage: Eukaryota; Fungi; Ascomycota; Sordariomycetes; Sordariales; Chaetomiaceae.
AUGGCUGCUACACCCUUUGACAUCCCCACGCCGGGCAGCGCAUACGCUUUCGAUAUCUACAAUGACGCCCACGCGCUGCGGGCGCCAGGGCCGGCGCUUCCGGGCGGGCCUUGCAACUACACAGACCCGACCCUCCCGCGCUGUGGCUGCCGCCGGUUCUGGAGUCGCGCAUCCCUCAGCGGUGGUGUUUUCCAGGAGAAUGGCGCGCUCGCUGAGCUUUGCAUGUGUUCGCACCAUGCGUGCUUCCACGAGGACACCCAGCCCGGACAGACACAACCAUCGGCCGCGGUUAACGCCCCAGGACAGGAAAACCAAAAGCCCGUGACUCACCGGGCGCCAUUGAGCCCGGUCCAGCUUCCCUCGUUCCAUGUGCCGGGGAGCCGGUCGUCGCUGGAUUUCACCCUGCUGGACUUUCAGACCUCCAUGUCUGCCCCACGGAUGGAGGCCGUCAACCCUGCCCCAGCUGCGGAUUCCCACCCCGGACAGGACAGCCCAAUGCCGGAUACGUUUAAUAACUGGGGAGACCUGGCUCGAUCCCAAGCCGGACUUGCCAAUGGACUGCCGCCGUUUCCUUCCCAAUGCCUAAUGUCGCCGCCGCCGCCACCAUCGACCGUAGCGUCGAGUCAAGCAAGGUAUCUCCGUCCGUUUGCUGGGCGCGGGCUACAUACACUAAGUGGUGUCCCUGUCCCAAGGCCAGAGUCGCGCCAGCUGGAACAUAUUAAUCCGGACGACGAUGCUGAGCCAGGACAGGAUGCAGGACCUGAUGCAACAGAUUCCGCUUCCACUCCCAAGGCACUGCCAUCACAGGACCGUUCGGUAGCAGGACCCGAUGGUGGUUACCAAAAGCUUUCAGACAAGGUCGACACACACGAACAGCGGCUCGACAGGCUCGAAACCAACUCCUUCUCCAUUGCUGGCCACGAGGACUGCCACGACAGGCACGAAAACGUCGAUCUUCGCGUCACCGAACUCGAAUCACGGGUCGACGAGGUAGAAAAGAUCCUCAACGACAACGGCAGCGUUGUGAGCAGCAGGCGGACGGCCAAGCAGGACGGCGGCGCCGACGACGCAACGGCCAGCGUCGUCUCCGUCUCGACCAACGCCACCGUGCUCGCCUCGAACCGCGUAGAGGUGUACAGCCAGUUGCAGCAGCUCCAAGCGCAGGUCAGCCAGCUCCAGGCAGCAGCGAUGCCGUCAUACGCAAAGCCCUGGGCGCUCGAGGUCGUGUUCCUGCCGUUCCCGCUCAAGGGCGUCUGGCUCACCUCGAAGGAGUUUACCAACCAGCGCCGGUCCAUAGGUUCCAAUUUUGAGGGCUGGACACAGAUGCCUAAUACCAUCAGCCGAGCGACGCCAGAUCCGCAGUCACCCAAGUUCCAGGAAUGGGCUGGACAGGGGCCCGAGUCAAAUUGGCUUUUGCCGAGGGCGUUCGCUGCGGGGCGGGUCGUUGAGCAGAGGUUGAAGAGCCGGGGUUUGAUUAAGACGGUUCAUGUUCGGGGAGCAGACGCCCGGAGUGUCCAGCUCGCGAUCCACGAUGCCUUUCAAGACGUUCUGCGCAUCUCGACCAGCUCGGACGCGCGGUCAGGAUUCGCGCCUGAUUAUCCCUUGGCUGAGUACCUCGGCCUGCGGCAGGCUUGGGUGCCCCUGCGCAAGCUCCACAAAGACUCACGGCUGCGGUUUCUCUCGCCUGCUGAGAUGGCGACGCCGGCGCUCUGGGACUUCACGUUUCUCGUGUCUAGCGUGGUCAUGAAGGCUACCGGAGUUCAGCGCCUCUACAUCACCCAGCCCGAGGCAUACCUCCAGGACCACCCUCUCGGGCACCACGCCCUUGAAACAGGCUGGACUUGGCAAAAGCUGCGCCAGCUGAGCAGGGUCUACCCCGACUCGCAGAGCAGUGCAGAUGUGCCCGAGGCUGACGCCCUUGAGGAGUGCUGGAACUGGAACGACCGGCUCGACGAGUCGCCGAGCGUGGCUGCUUCGUCCGUGAGCCUCCGCCAGUCGAUCCAUCAACGUGCCUCGCGCCGCUCAUCGACCGAGCCUUCCGGCCAGUUCUACACCGGCGUACAGUCCCCCAUUGUCUCCAUUGGUGGCCCCGGACCCAGCCGCUCCCGCGCGCCAUCCCCACUCAUCCAGCGCGAGCGCAAGGGCUCCCUCCCACCACACCUCCGCACCGGCUCCCUCCCACCCACGCAUCCGGCCCUUCUCUCGCCCGCCCAAUCCCGCCGCCGCCCCUCCCACGCCGCCGCCAGCGCAACGCCCUACGAGCGUCGCUCGUCUCCCUUCGUGCACCGCGCCAGCCCCCGCCCCAGUCCCCGGCUAGGCAGCAGCAGCGCCGCCCUCCACAACCACCCCCACGGCAUCGCCAUCCCGUCCGCGGGCGCCGUCCCCAAGCGCCGCUUCACACGCUCCCCGAGCCUAGUGCCGCGCAACACCCCGCGCUGGAGCCGGACCAGCAUGAGCCGCUCGCCCUCGCUCGCGCCGGGGGGCAUCUACGGAUACCAGGAGGAGCGGGAGCGCGAGAACAGGGAGCGCCGCACGACCACGCCGUUUUAUUACGCCACGCCGCACAGCGAAGCCGUUCCCGACUUUGGCUACCAGCGUGGGGUAAGCCGCGGGCCGGUUCCGCCUGCUGUCGGUGGGAAUCAUGGCUUGCGCAUGGGCGGGUAUGAUGAUGAGCUUGGGGAUGCGGAGUACGGGGACGAGGAGAUGGAUGAUUUCACGACCGGGAGCGAGACGGGCACCGGUGACGACGAUGAAGAAGCAGGCGAUAGCGAGAUGACCGACCACCACCACCCCCACCAUCCCAACCAACGCGGAUAUUACCAGAGCACCCACCACGGGGGUAGCAGCGCCCGACGGCAAAUCGGAACAGGGUCCUUCGGGUUCGGCACAGACGGCGACGAAGCCGACCUCGACAUCGACGUGUACCAAGACGAGGACGAGGACGAGCUCGACGGCGUGGACACGGACGCGGGCAACAUCACCGACCACCAUAACAACAACCCCCACAAAAAGCAACAACAACAACCGCUUCGUCCAGAAGACAUCCCCUGGGCCGGCAUCGAAGACGCCAUCGCCAACGGCGCCGACCCCGACGGCGACAGCAACAUGUCUGACGGCGAAAACAUCGACCCCACCACCGCCUCCUCCCAGUCCCAGUCCCAGUCCUUCACCACAGAAUCCCAGUCCCAAUCCCAGCUGGGCCAACAUCACCAACAAGACGAUGACGAAGCGGUGCACAUUGCCAUCCACGAAGAUGAGGACCAUGACCACCUGCUGCUGGACAUGGAGGAGAUCCGGGGUCUGGGUCGGGGUCAGGGCCAGGGGGAAAACCAGGGAGAAGGGGAAGGGGAAGAAGAUGAUGGCGAGGCGAGCAGCCAGGCGCCGAGCGAGUACUCGAGCAAGCCGAGCGCGUGGCAGCUUAUUGCGCCGCCGCAGCCGGUGAUGCCGGUAUCGGUGGUGGGUGUGUCGGGGGAGGGUGGGCAGAAAGGGGUAGGGGUAGGGUUGGUUGGUGGGGGUGUUGGGCAGCAGAAUGCGGUGAUGGGGUUUAAAAUCCAUGAGGAUGGGACUGCGGGCCCGGGCGUGUCCGCGGGGGAGGGGGGGGAGGAGUUGCUGGAUACGCAGUGGGGAUGA